Messenger RNA from Heterotrigona itama, 459 nucleotides. The record is from the annotation of a GenBank genome assembly. Lineage: Eukaryota; Metazoa; Arthropoda; Insecta; Hymenoptera; Apidae.
AUGCAAGUCCGCGUGUUCCCUCCAGAUGGUCUGGAUAUUCGGUUAGUUGCGAACCGUAUGUCAAGGGGGAAAAAAUUGCGCAGCCACUUUGCCAGCGGAAAUACGAAACGAUUACAUGAAAAGCUGCUUAUGCUUGAAGCGCAAACGCUGAAUGACGGAUCACAGAGGAUGAGUCUCUUAUUGGCAAGAUUUGGGUUCGAACCCUGCGAGAAGACAUACUGUUCUUGGGGCGCGACGUGCGCCGUGUUGGAGAACGGGAAACCUUUGUGCCAGUGUCCAACAGAUUGUCCUUCGACUUCUGAACUUGUCUGCGGCUCCGACAACGUGACCUACACCAACUAUUGCCAUCUACGGAAAACCAGCUGCUUCGAGAAAAGAACUGUACGAGUGAAGAAUCAGGGCGUUUGUGGUGAGUGCCGUUCCCUGUUACGUGUUACAGCUAUUCGUCGCGAUCUUUGA